Cladophialophora psammophila CBS 110553 is the source of this 912-nucleotide messenger RNA. Its product is annotated as ATPase. The transcript has 2 exons. The coding region runs from base 1 to 912 and encodes 303 amino acids. Gene Ontology annotation, molecular function: ATP binding; ATP hydrolysis activity. The record is from RefSeq and is a predicted model, not a curated record. NCBI's taxonomy places the organism in Eukaryota, Fungi, Ascomycota, Eurotiomycetes, Chaetothyriales, Herpotrichiellaceae.
AUGUCGUCGGAGGAGUCCUCAAACCCGACUCGACACAAGCCGGACAUCGUGGUCAGAGGGCUCAACUACAAGUUCCCCGAUGGAACGGCCGGGCUGCACGACAUCAACCUCGAGCUGCCGGCGGGCUCGAGGACGCUGUUGAUCGGGGCCAACGGGGCGGGCAAGACGACACUCCUCAGGCUGCUGUCCGGCAAGAAGCUGGCGCCCUCGCGCUCCAUCUUCAUCGCCGGCGUCGACCCCUUCGCCGCCGGGCUCGAGGGCGUCACCUAUCUGGGGCUGGAGUGGGUGCUCAACCCCAUUGUGCGCACCGACAUUGCCGUGCCCAUCCUGCUGGACUCGGUCGGCGGGCUACAUUACCCCGAGCGGCGGGAUGAGCUGGUGCGGAUCCUGGACAUCGAUCUUCGAUGGCGGAUGCACAUGGUCUCGGACGGCGAAAGACGGCGGGUGCAGCUGGCCAUGGGCCUGAUCCGACCCUGGGACGUGCUCCUGUUGGACGAAAUCACGGUAGAUUUGGAUUUGCUGAGCCGGAGCAACUUCCUGAGCUGGCUGAGAGGCGAGACGGAGCGGCGGGGGGCCACGAUCGUUUACGCGACGCACAUCCUCGACAACCUGGUCGGCUGGCCCACGCACCUCGUGCACAUGCACAUGGGUCGCGUCAAGGAGUGGGGGCCCAUGGCCAAGUACCACGCCGAGUUCGACCGUUACGACAACAGCGGCAAUAGCAAGCUCGGCGAGUUGGUGCUCAAGUGGCUCAAGGACGACCUGGCGGAGCGCGGGCCCAGAUACCACGGCGGCCAGGCCAAGACGUACGAGAGCUACGACGGCAAGGGAGGGUACGGGGCCGAGAAACCGCUGGCGGCUGAUGAGAAAGAAAAGGAGCGCGAAGCGAAAGAUGACUGGGGGUGGAAAUAA